Molecule: messenger RNA, 2147 nt
Organism: Acanthaster planci (crown-of-thorns starfish)
Lineage: Eukaryota; Metazoa; Echinodermata; Asteroidea; Valvatida; Acanthasteridae
Gene: znf622
Product: zinc finger protein 622
Biological process (GO): ribosomal large subunit biogenesis
Cellular component (GO): preribosome, large subunit precursor
Molecular function (GO): nucleic acid binding; zinc ion binding
Source: RefSeq, a predicted model, not a curated record
AAAGUACCAUUGAACUGAUAUCAAAGCAAAAAUUCAAAUAUUUUUGAAACUGUUUCUUUAUAACGAACGUUCCAUUUUACACAAAAGGUAUUAUUGCACAAUCAAGUGUCAUGUUAUGCAAAAUACAGAUUGAGCACACUUACCAUAUCAGCGAAUGUGAAGUCCUGACCUGUACGUAAAUUCACGCUGCUUUCGUUUGUGAAUACCAUCUUGUCGUACUUCCCUGACAGUCUCACCACUACUAGUUCUUCAUACAAGCACAAAUUUAAGAUACAGAAAUGUCGUCCCUGUCUUUCACAUGCAUAUCGUGCCGGGUGGCCUUUGCCAGCGCUGACCUCCAGAGGGCGCACUACAAGUCCGACUGGCACCGCUACAACCUGAAGCGCAAGCUGGCUGAGAUGGUGCCAGUCACCGCCGAGGAGUUCAAGCAGCGGGUGCUGGACAAGCAAGCGCAGGCGUCCCAGGCCCAGCAGGACUCAUCUUCCUCAUGUCAAACAUGCGGGAAGCACUUCAGUACGGGGAACGCGUUCACCAAUCACAUGCAGUCCAAGAAGCAUAGGGAGACUGAAGCUCGCAUUGCUAGACAACGGGAGGUAGAGGUUGAGAAGAGAAAUGCCAAGAAUCGUGAGAAGGGACUUGAUUCAGAAUCAACAGCGGAAUCGAAAGAUGUCGCCACUGAAAACAAAUCUGUUGAUAAGGCAGAGACGUCAAAAACCAAAAUCAGAGAGAAGAGAGAGAGUUUGGGAGGGGCCUCCAGUUCAACUCAGGAUGUUGAAAUGGCAGAUGAUGACGACGAAUGGGAAGAGAUUGAGGGAGAGCCAAUCACAACCACCGAUUGUCUCUUCUGCAGUCACACCUCACAGUCCGUGGAGAAAAACUGCAGUCACAUGACGCGAGCCCACAGUUUUUUCCUGCCAAAUGUGGAGUAUGUGUGUGAUCUGGAAGGUCUCCUGGCCUAUCUGGGGGAGAAAGUUGGAUGUGGCUUCAUGUGUCUGUGGUGCAACGACAGAGGGCGCACUUUCUACUCAUUGGAUGCCGUCCAGAGACACAUGAGGGAUAAGGGACAUUGUAAGCUACAGUAUGAGGGCGACAUCAUUUAUGAGUAUGCCGACUUCUAUGACUUCAGAAAAAGCUACCCCGACCAUGCCAGAGGGGGUGAGACAGAGGAAGGGGUAGCGGGUGAUAGUGAUGAUGAUGAAGUGGACGACAGUGCGUUACAGAUCCAACAGGAGGGCUACGAGUUGGUGUUACCAUCAGGAGCACGAAUCGGUCACAGAGAACUCCAUCGUUACUUCCGUCAGAAUGUACCUCCAGUGCGGCAAAUUGUUAAGUGUCACAAGGCCGUGAUUGGUCGGAUAAUGACACAGUACCGAGCCCUUGGCUGGAGCGGGAAUAAAGGUGAGGCUGCCCAGAAGCAAAUCCGAGACAUGCGCUACUUUCAGAAGUUCCGCUCCAGGAAGGACCUACACCUGAGCAUGAAGGCCAACAAGAUGCAGCCACACCUCCGCCCUCAAGUCAUCUUCUGAGGAGUGGUGUGUCGCGGUCGCAUUUCCUGGUUCAAAAGCUGCGGUGUCCAUCCAGGGAAUCAUGGUCCUUGUGUCCGCAAGCAAGACACUUUACUAAUAUCACUUUUCAUCAUGUUAUAAAACAACGUAUGCUCAGAGGUUGGUUCACCACCCACACAUAUGCAGCAGUAGUGCCUAAGCAUCUAAGGGCAACAUUGGUAUCAGGUUUUGUAGAAACAAAAGGAUCUUGGAUAUGCUUGAAAGCAACGUUCGUUUUGCUUUCUGAAAAUCCCAGUUGGAGACAUGCUAUCUCAGAAUAAGCAACACAAGUUUACACAAGCAAUAAUCACAGAUUUUAAUUCCUAUUAAUAUUCAUGAAUGACAUGCAGAUGAACAUGCAUAUUGAGAAGUGAUUUGCAUAAGGGCUUGUAACAUCUUUGACUUACUUAAUAGGACUUGCAUAUGAAUUAUAUUUUGCGAUUAAAAUAAAUUUCAAAUGUAUUUGAUUUUGAGUGGAACAAAAAAAAUUCAUGGAAGCAAGAUUCAAACUACUGAUUUGGAGAAAAAGUACCUGAUACUCAAAAGGGUAAUAUUUUUUUUGCAUUUCAGAAAUCUUGUACAAUAAAAUGUCUCUAAUAUUAA